Messenger RNA from Mollisia scopiformis, 1071 nucleotides. RefSeq names its product aromatic amino acid beta-eliminating lyase/threonine aldolase. The record is from RefSeq and is a predicted model, not a curated record. The transcript is spliced from 2 exons. Gene Ontology annotation, molecular function: L-allo-threonine aldolase activity. Gene Ontology annotation, cellular component: cytosol. NCBI's taxonomy places the organism in Eukaryota, Fungi, Ascomycota, Leotiomycetes, Helotiales, Mollisiaceae. Gene Ontology annotation, biological process: glycine biosynthetic process; L-threonine catabolic process. Bases 1 to 1071 code for a protein of 356 amino acids.
AUGUCAGCCAAAGGGGAAGUACUGAAUGCCUGGUCGACACCAGGCCCAUCUGCUUUCGAUUUCCGCAGUGACACAAUCACAACCCCAAAUGCCUCCAUGCUUCAAGCCAUCCAGAACACCACUCUCUUCGACGAUGCCUACGGAGAAGAUCCCACAACCACGGCGCUCGAAGCCAAUAUGGCCGAACUUCUCGGCCACCAAGCAGGACUUUUCCUCCUCUCAGGAACCAUGGGCAACCAAGUCGCGAUGCGCUCUCUACUCACACAGCCCCCUCACGCCGUGCUCUGUGAUCAUCGAGCACACAUCAGCUACCUCGAAGCUGGCGGCAUCGCAAUGCUUUGCGGAGCAAUGGUGAACGGAGUGGUACCCAGCAAUGGGAAAUAUCUUAGAGUUCAAGACAUCGAAGAGAAUAUCAUCCUCGGCAACGCAGUGUACUCUUGCCCUACCAAAGUCAUCAGUCUCGAGAACACCCUCAGAGGAAUAAUUAACCCUCUUGAGGAAGUAAAGAAGAUCUCCGAGUUCGCGAAGAAGAAUGGAAUUAAAAUGCAUCUCGACGGUGCGAGAUUGUGGGAAGUGGCUGCAGCUAGCGCAGGCUCUUUAGCUGAUUACGGGAAGUGCUUUGAUAGCGUGACGCUUUGUUUUUCGAAAGGUCUUGGUGCGCCUAUGGGAAGUAUUUUGGUUGGGAGUAAGGGGUUUAUUGAGAGGGCGAAGUGGAUCAGACAAGCGAUUGGAGGAGCGCUUAGACAGGCGGGUGUGAUUACGGCGGCGGCACAGAAUGCUGUUGAUGUCAAUUUCGCUGGUCAGGGUGAGAAGCUUAAGAGAACGCAUGUGAUUGCGAAGAGGAUUGCGAAGCAUUGGGAAAGUCUUGGAGGAGUGUUUGAAAAUCCUGUGGAUACGAAUAUGGUUUGUCUAGAUUUGGUGCAAGCUGGAGUUGAUGUUGCGACGCUGAAAGAAAUGGCAAAGGAAAAAGGGGUGAAGCUGACGAGAGGGAGAAUUGUGGUUCAUUAUCAGAUUGUUGAUGAAGCAGUUGAAAGACUUGAAGCAGUGCUUACUAGUCUUAUGAAGCGUUGA